This is a messenger RNA of Miscanthus lutarioriparius, 1941 nucleotides long. The record is from the annotation of a GenBank genome assembly. Lineage: Eukaryota; Viridiplantae; Streptophyta; Magnoliopsida; Poales; Poaceae.
AUGGUCGUGAACAACAAGGUGGACAGCCUGUCGUACGACGUCGAGGCGCCGCCGCCCGCUGCCUCGGCGGCGGCGGCGGCGGCGGCGGCGGCGGCAGCGCCACCUCCGGCGUCGUCGUCGCCGGCGCCGGCUCAUCCCGCCGCGCCCGUGACGUGGCAGGGCACCGCGUCGGCGUCGGUGCUGGAGCUGCACAAGGUGUCGGUGCCGGAGCGGCGGACGACGGCGAAGGCGCUGCGGCAACGCCUCGCCGAGGUGUUCUUCCCCGACGACCCGCUGCACCAGUUCAAGAACCAGUCGGCGGCGCGGCGCCUGGGAAUCAGCUACGCCAAGCUCGCCAACCUGCCGCCGAUCAUUGGCCUAUAUUCCAGCUUCGUGCCGCCGCUCAUCUACUCGCUGCUGGGGAGCUCGCGGGACCUGGCGGUGGGGCCGGUCUCCGUCGCGUCGCUGGUGAUGGGGUCCAUGCUCCGGGAGGCCGUGUCUCCGGACGAGCAGCCCAUCCUGUACCUGCAGCUGGCCUUCACCGCCACCUUCUUCGCCGGCGCCUUACAGGCGUCCCUGGGAUUCCUCAGGCUGGGCUUCAUCGUCGACUUCCUGUCCAAGCCGACGCUGACGGGCUUCAUGGGCGGCGCCGCCGUCAUCGUGUCGCUGCAGCAGCUCAAGAGCCUGCUCGGCAUCGUCCACUUCACCUCCCACAUGGGCUUCGUCGACGUCAUGCGCUCCGUCGUCAACCGCCACGACGAGUGGAAAUGGCAGACGAUCGUCAUGGGCACCGCCUUCCUCGCCAUCCUCCUCCUCACACGCCAAAUCAGCAAAAGGAAUCCAAAGCUUUUCUUGGUAGCAGCAGGUGCUCCCCUGGCGUCAGUUAUCAUCUCCACCAUCCUCUCCUACAUCUGGAAAUCCCCCACCAUCAGUGUUAUUGGCAUCCUCCCCAGGGGAGUGAACCCUCCUUCAGCGAACAUGCUCACCUUCAGCGGCUACUACGUGGCGCUGGCGAUCAAAACAGGGAUCAUGACAGGCAUAUUGUCCUUAACUGAAGGGAUUGCAGUGGGCAGGACCUUCGCAUCCAUCAACAACUACCAGGUUGACGGGAACAAGGAGAUGAUGGCGAUCGGGAUCAUGAACAUGGCCGGCUCCUGCACCUCCUGCUACGUGACGACGGGCUCCUUCUCCCGGUCGGCGGUGAGCUACAGCGCGGGCUGCAAGACGGCAGUGUCCAACAUCGUGAUGGCGGCGAUGGUGCUGGUGACGCUGCUGUUCCUGAUGCCGCUGUUCCACUACACCCCGAACGUGAUCCUGUCGGCGAUCAUCAUCACGGCGGUGAUAGGGCUGAUCGACGUGCGCGGCGCCGCCAAGCUGUGGAAGGUGGACAAGCUGGACUUCCUGGCGUGCGUGUCGGCCUUCCUUGGCGUGCUCCUGGUGUCCGUACAGAUGGGCCUCGCCGUCGCCGUCGGCAUCUCGCUGUUCAAGAUCCUGCUGCAGGUGACGCGGCCGAACCUGGUCGUGGAAGGGCUGGUCCCCGGCACGCAGAGCUACCGCAGCGUGGCGCAGUACCGGGAGGCCGUCCGCGUGCCGGCGUUCCUCGUCGUCGGCGUCGAGUCGGCGAUCUACUUCGCCAACUCCAUGUACCUGGUGGAGCGGGUCUUGCGGUACCUCCGCGACGAGGAGGAGCGCGCGCUCAAGUCCAACCUCCCCUCCAUCCGAUGCGUCGUCCUCGACAUGAGCGCCGUCACGGCGAUCGACACGAGCGGUCUGGACGCGCUGUCGGAGCUGAAGAAAGUCCUGGACAAAAGACACAUCGAGCUGGUGCUUGCCAACCCGUUGGGGUCGGUGGCGGAGAGGAUUUUCAACUCGGCGGUGGGGGAGACCUUCGGGUCGGACCGCCUCUUCUUCAGCGUAGGGGAGGCCGUCGCGGCGGGGGCAUGCAAAGCGGCGCAGCCCUGA